AUGUCUACGACUCUUACUCUGCCUACCAACUUCUCGGCUGCGGUGGCUUUGGAGCAAUGGGCAAACUUGUAUAGUCAUGCAGAUAGCCUGUUCAGCCUUUCACCGCUCACAUCACCAGAGCAUACUCCGCCUUCAUCCCCUAUUCUUCCUUCUAAUGUUGAUCUCCAAUCGCAUGGCAGAAUCACAUCCGACGCGUUUGUCAACGAUGGCUGUCAGUUGAAUCCGUCACCAUUGCCAGUACCACUUUUUCCACACUCCUCGCCUUCAUGUGUUCCUGCAGUACAACCCCAACCAUCAUUGCCGGCGAGGGCCUCAGGGAACGUCUCCACGAUGGAGGGUCCAUCCUCCAACCCCAAGCUGCCAGUAAAAGACGCAAAGAAAUCCAAACCGCCCCAUCGCGCAGCUCGCCAGCAUGCUGCUGCAAAUGCUGCUCGAGCGCAUCAACGAGACAAGGCCAAAGGCGGGCAAAUCCUUGAGCCAGCUGUUCGUGAAGCCCCUCAUCGGAAAUAUGUCAAGGGAGCAAAACAAAUCAACACCACAUUUGUAACAGAAUCCGCACGCGUUGCUCGAACAGGCUUCAUCGGAAUCAACGACCGCUCCAGAUCAAAGAGGGUGUACCAUCUAGAGGAGGUUACAGGAGUCAAUUCAGAGCUCCAGUUCAAGCUUGUCAAGUGGGAUGGAAGACAACCGAUGUUCAUCUCGGACUCAGAUGGACGCGCUCUCGUUAUUCUGGCGGGAUAUCCGGAGGACCAGGGCUGGCCUAUCCUCAUGGAACUAGCUGCAGACUCCCUGGAGGUGGCACGAAGCCGUUUUGUCCCGCCCAAGUCCGAGAAUCGUCGAGGAACGUUCGACUCUCUACACUGCGGUGUCUCCUUCGGCGGCGGUCAAACUUCGCCCUCCAAUCUUCGGAACGAGAAGGUCAACAAGGUGAUAUUGGAAUGGCUCUGCAACCUCGAACCCUUCAAGCGGUUGGCAGGAUUUGCCUCAUCUGCUAUGCACACCUGGGCUAACGAUCUAUUCUGUGCAUAUGCAGAAAAUCUGAAAGAACUCCACAAAGACCCUGAGCUGAAGCGUGUCUUCCCCAACAGUAUCUUUUCCGCGGCUACAUUCAACAUGGGACCUUGUACAGUAUGCACUAAGCACAAGGACUUCUCCAACUUGCCAUACGGAUACUGCGCGGUGACUGCACUUGGCGAUUUUGAUCCAAGGCAGGGGGGUCAUCUUAUACUCUGGGAGUUAGGACUUGUUGUUGAGUUUCCCCCCGGAUCUACGAUUUUGCUUCCCUCCGCGCUGAUAUCCCAUUCUAACACCGCCAUCUCCCAGCAUGAGAAACGCUACUCCUUUACCCAAUACACCGCAGGAGGUCUUUUCCGUUGGGUGGCUCACGGAUGCAGAACAAAGGACAAAUAUCUGGCUACCCUCACUCCGGACCGCCUUGCAUCGUAUGUUCAAGAGGAGUCAGAACGUUAA
Messenger RNA from Psilocybe cubensis, 1470 nucleotides. RefSeq lists its product as uncharacterized. The record is from RefSeq and is a predicted model, not a curated record. The coding region runs from base 1 to 1470 and encodes 489 amino acids. The transcript is spliced from 4 exons. Lineage: Eukaryota; Fungi; Basidiomycota; Agaricomycetes; Agaricales; Agrocybaceae.